Molecule: messenger RNA, 2328 nt
Organism: Nomascus leucogenys (northern white-cheeked gibbon)
Lineage: Eukaryota; Metazoa; Chordata; Mammalia; Primates; Hylobatidae
Gene: SP140L
Product: SP140 like nuclear body protein
Biological process (GO): regulation of transcription by RNA polymerase II
Cellular component (GO): nucleus
Molecular function (GO): protein binding; DNA binding; DNA-binding transcription factor activity, RNA polymerase II-specific
Source: RefSeq, a predicted model, not a curated record
GCAGCCGCACUGCACGCGGGCUGGGCCGACGGGGGAGCUCAUAGGCCAGGCUCUGAGACCCAGGCAGGGCCUGGGGUGGGACGAUGGCAGGUGGGGGCAGCGACCUGAGCACCAGGAGGCUGAACGGAUGUGUUUCACGAGUAGCAAAUGAGAUGAACCAUCUUCCCGCACACAGCCAAAGUCUGCAAAGGCUGUUCACGGAAGACCAGGUUGUAGAUGAGGGACUUGUCUAUGAUACUGUAUUCAAGCACUUCAAAAGACAUAAGCUGGAGAUUUCAAAUGCAAUAAAAAAGACAUUUCCGUUCCUCGAAGGCCUCCGCGAUCGUGAACUCAUCACAAAUAAAAUGUUUGAAGAUUCUCAAGAUUCUUGUAGAAACCUGGUCCCUGUACAAAGAGUGGUGUACAAUGUUCUCAGUGAACUGGAGAAGACAUUUAACCUGCCAGUUCUGGAAGCACUGUUCAGCGAGAUCAACAUGCACGAAUACCCCGAUUUAAUUCACGUUUAUAAAAGCUUCAACAAUGCAAUCCAAGACAAAUUGUCUUUCCAAGAAAGUGAUCGAAAAGAAAGGGAAGAGAAGCCUGACAUCAAACUAAGUCUUGAACAAGAGCGACCAGCAUGUGAAAAUGAGAAGUGCUCCUAUGUCAUGUGUUUCUCAGAAGAAGUGCCAGAAAGCCCAGAAGCAAAGAAGGAAAGUGACCAAGCAUGUGGCAAAAUGGAUACUGUGGAUAUUGCAAACAACUCCACUUUGGGAAACCCCAAGAGGAAAACAAGUAAAAAGAAGGGGCAUGGCUGGAGCAGAAUAAAAAGGAGAAUGCAGAAAAAAAUCCAACAAAAUGAUAACAGCAAAGCUGAUGGCCAGCUGGUCUCGAGUGAAAAGAAGGCGAACGUGAAUCUGAAAGACCUUUCCAAGAUUAGGGGGAGAAAGAGAGGCAAACCUAGAACCCACUUCACUCAGAGUGACAGAGCUCCACAGAAAAGAGUCCGAUCAAGAGCUUCCAGAAAGCACAAAGAUGAAACCAUGGAUUUUCAGGCUCCUUUACUUCCAGUGACCUGUGGUGGGGUGAAGGGAAUUUUACAUAAGGAGAAAUUGGAACAAGGAACCUUGGUGAAGUGUAUACAGACUGAGGAUGGAAAUUGGUUCACCCCCAGGGAAUUUGAAAUCAAAGGAGGCUACGCAAGAUCAAAGAACUGGAGGCUGAGUGUGCGCUGUGGCGGGUGGCCCCUACAACGGCUGAUGGAGGAAGGAUCUCUCCCUAAUCCUCCAAGAAUAUAUUACAGGAACAAAAAGAGAAUACUGAAGUCUCAAAACAAUAGCUCAGUGGACCCUUGUAUGAGAAACUUGGAUGAGUGUGAGGUGUGCCGGGACGGAGGGGAGCUGUUCUGUUGCGACACUUGUUCAAGAGUCUUCCAUGAGGACUGUCACAUCCCACCCGUGGAAGCUGAGAGGACCCCGUGGAGUUGCAUCUUCUGCAGGAUGAAGGAGUCUUCAGGAAGCCAACAGUGUUGUCAGGAAUCUGAGGUCCUGGAGAGGCAGAUGUGUCCUGAGGAACACAUGAAAUGUGAGUUCCUCCUCUUGAAAGUCUAUUGCUGUUCUGAGAGCUCCUUUUUUGCCAAGAUUCCAUACUAUUAUUAUAUUAGAGAGGCGUGUCAAGGCCUGAAGGAGCCCAUGUGGUUGGAUAAAAUCAAGAAAAGGCUGAAUGAGCACGGUUACCCCCAAGUGGAGGGGUUUAUACAAGACAUGCGCCUCAUCUUCCAGAACCACAGGGCCUCUUACAAGUAUAAGGAUUUUGGCCAAAUGGGACUUAGACUGGAGGCUGAAUUUGAGAAGGAUUUCAAGGAAGUGUUUGCUAUUCAGGAAACAAAUGCAAACAGUUGACUGGUUUAGUGGAUGCUGAAGGCCUUCAGGAAAUAUGCCACUGGUUUGCCACUGACUUCAAACUGAGAUCACUUGGGAAAUAGUACAUGCAGGGAGGGGCUUUUCUCUGAGCCUCCCUCAUCUGCCCAAAAACAAAUCCUCAAAAGAAAUUUGAUCAUCAUGAAUCCCAUCCCCAAGAAUCUCAUCAACCAGGGAAGAGGAACUGAGAUCACAGGGAAGGAGAUUGGAGGUGAUACCAGCACAGAUAGACUCUCGCCUCUUCUGCUGAGGUCUGCUCCAGACAACAUUUAUUACUCACAAGACCUUUUUCCUCUGUUUUUUUUGAGACGGAGUCUCACACUGUCACCCGGGGUUGAAAUGCGAUGGCGCAAUCUGAGCUCACUGCAACCUCCGCCUCCUGGGUUCAAGUGAUUCUCCUGUCUCAGCCUCCUAAGUAGCUGGGAUUACAGUG